GCGACAGCUCCGUGGUCCUGAAAUCACUCGCAACACACCACCGCUGCUCCUAACCAAAUGCAACACAACACACACGGCGAAAUGCAGGCCAUUAAGAAGGCAAUCUCUUGGAAACUUUUUAUACUUUCUUACUUAUUCGUGGAGGGUUCGUGCCAAGACUUUGGUGGUGGACAGACUCAAUUUAUUUGCACGUCGGUGCCCAAGGAUAUGGACAUAUGUACCGCUACCUUGCAAAACAGUAUGCCUGGAGAGGAUCUGAAGACCACUGUAAUGCAGCUCCGGGAGACCGUCCUACAGCAGAAGGAGACCAUUAUGAACCAAAAAGAGACUAUCAGAGAACUGACUUCCAAGUUAACUCGCUGUGAGGGCCAGAGUGCGCCCGAGCCCGGACCAGGGGGAAGGAGAAAAGAGACGGGGACCAAAAAUACUAUGGGGGAUGUAUCAAGGGGUCCCUCGGACACUUUGGCGCAACUAUCGCAGACUUUACAGUCUCUAAAGCAGAGAUUAGAAAAUCUCGAGCAAUUCAGUCGGAACAACAACUCGGUCCAGGCGAACAGUCUGAAAGACCUGCUACAGAGUAAAAUCGACGAUUUGGAGAAGCAGGUGUUAUCCCGUGUGAACAGUAUAGAAGAUGGCAAGCCUGGGCUGCGGAACGAGACGGAGCAGCGCGGUAGAGUGGAGUCGACUCUCACAUCCCUGCACCAGAGAAUCACCGACCUCGAGAAAGGUCAGAAAGAAAACAGGCCGCUGGAUAAAUUCCAGUUGACAUUCCCGUUGAGGACCAACUACAUGUAUGCCAAAGUGAAGAAGAGUCUCCCUGAGAUGUACGCAUUCACUGUCUGCAUGUGGCUCAAAUCCAAUGCAUCACCUGGGGUGGGUACGCCGUUCUCCUACGCAGUGCCAGGGCAGGCCAACGAGCUGGUGCUGAUUGAGUGGGGAAAUAAUCCUAUGGAGAUACUCAUCAAUGACAAGGUAGCUAAAUUACCAUUCAUUAUCAACGACGGGAAGUGGCAUCACAUCUGUGUCACAUGGACAACUCGAGAUGGAGUAUGGGAAGCUUUCCAAGAUGGAGUCAUGAGGGGCAGUGGAGAAAACCUUGCUCCAUACCAUCCAAUCAAACCACAAGGUGUUCUGAUAUUGGGACAAGAACAGGAUACGCUUGGAGGGGGCUUUGAUGCUACACAAGCUUUUGUUGGAGACCUGGCGAAUUUUCAUAUCUGGGACCGGAAGUUGUCUAUUGGAGAGAUAUACAACCUGGCAACUUGCAGCAGCAAAGCGCAGAUAGGCAACGUGUUUUCGUGGUUGGAGAGCAGCAUUGAUAUUUACGGAGGAGCCUCCAAGUGGACAUUUGAGGCUUGUCGUCAACUGAACUGAACUGCAGGGAAAAGUGAAAAGCCAAUGAGAAAUGCGUGUGUUAAAGCCUCUGUUCAUAAUGCGUCUGAUUUAAUAGAUAAUGAAGCAUUUAUUUCAGUAAAUGACAUCUGGAUUUGUUAUAGAUAUUGAAUACUUUAUGUGUGGACACUUACUAGAUUUCUACCUGUCUAAAAUAAGAAUCUGACCUUCUUGUUCAUCUUGGAUAUUUCAGUUGGAUAGUUUUGGCAUCUGGUUGGAUGCUUCAAAGUGCUUCGUUCAACUAGCCGGUUUGUUAUCUCAAUUGUCUUCAGAGCAAUUGACACAUACAGGCCAGCAUAUCACCACAACGCAGUGCAGACGCAGGCAGCACUCCCCGACAGAGGACCACUUAGAACGUCCACCAUCAGUAGAAUUGGUGACCAUGUAGUUGUCCCCAACGAGGAAAUCAGGGAGGGGACUGGGGAUCUGUCUCCGUCCGUUAGUACAUUAGUGUGUUCGUACAUUAGUCACGAUGCAAGACGCAUCAUUCAAGACGCAUCACGCAAGACGCAUCAUUCAAGUUUUGUCACAACCGGUUGUGACAAAACUUGAAUGAUGCGUCUUGCAUUAGAUAUCUGGCAUUUACAAAAUUACAAUGAUUGGCCAGAUGAUGGCGCUAUAACAAGAAAUGUUAAAUAUUUCAAAUGCAAACUUUGAAAGGUCACGCCCAUUACCCUGAUUGACCUAAAGUGAUGAAAUUUGGUACAUAUGUCCCUCUCCUCAAAAUAAACAAAUUCGCCUCAAGGACCAAUAAGCUUCACCAUUCUGGAUUUCCGUUAUUUAGAAUUGUAUGAAAAACACUUAAAACGCUACUCUUCUGGCACCGAAUGAACGGUCUGCAUGAAACUUGAUAUGUGGCAUCUAUGACAAUAUUUUACCUAAAACAACAUGGCCACUAUUGACCAAUAAAUAUUCACUUGGGCAUGGUCUGGCAAAAAUUUGUCAAGGAUAUUUGUAUUGUAACAAACGCUGUCAAGACUCAACAUAUGACUCAGAGUGAUGAGUCUAGCUAACCCACAAGAUAUCUCAGACACCACUGGCCCGAUUUUUGGUGAAUGAUGCCUCUUGCCAUAGAGAUCCAAUAUUCACAAAAUUACACUGAUUGGCCCAAGGGGGGAUGCUAAAGUAAUCAACUGUAUGUACGUUAGUCACACACGAUAUCUCAGACACCACUGGCCCGAUUUUAACGAAACUUGGGUGAAUGAUGCGUCUUGCCAUAGAAAUCAGUCAUUUGCAAAAUGAUACUGAUUGGCCCAAGGGGGGUGCUGCAUCAUUUGUGGGGGACGACAUGCUUACUGUUGCCUUGUUUUUAUUGGACUGGGGACACACAUUUCAACCAAUCAUGAGAUUUUGUUUAUAUUCCCACUGCCUGGGAUUUUCACUGUGAAUGACGGGUUGACUUGAAAAGGAAUGUAUACUUAAACGGUUAUGAAACAGGCACAGCUUUCUGCUCUAUCGCUAUCGUUUCUCUAUCACCACCUGCUUGACGCAAUUUUGUGUAAAGAAUGACAUAUUAUUUGCCAACAUACAAGCCUGGGUGCCUUGGGAUGUUGAAAUAACUCAGCACAUUCAUUAUGAUUUGCAAAGUAUUUUGUGUCGUAUUUAUUUUCCUGUAGGCCUACAACGAGAUUUAUUUCCAAAAGAGAUGUCUAUUAUCAUAACACAUUACGUUGGAUAAUAAGAUGAUCAUUGUACUUAAAAGCAAUUCAUUGAGGUGUUUGUACUUUAAUGGGAAUGUUAUCUGUACAGUAACAGCAUGACUUAACUAAUUGCUGCAGCAGCAUCAACAAAAUCUGCUUUUACUAUCCUCCUUUUGGGUUGAGAUUUUAUACUGUAUUGUUAUAUGCUCAAAGCAUGGCAACACUGAAAUAUGAAAAAGUUCUAAUUUUUUAAAUAAAAUUGUGAUACCUGAAUCUA
Molecule: messenger RNA, 3309 nt
Organism: Salmo salar (Atlantic salmon)
Lineage: Eukaryota; Metazoa; Chordata; Actinopteri; Salmoniformes; Salmonidae
Product: neuronal pentraxin-1
Source: RefSeq, a predicted model, not a curated record